AAUCAAUAGCUAAAUAAUAUCUCAUUGGAUCUUAUUAUAGUUUAUCCCAAAAAACUCAUUGUUUUUACUGACAUGGUCUUAUGCUUCUUAAAGUUAGUAAACAACAGAAGUAAGAGAGGACAAAGAACAGUUAUUUAAGUGAUAUCUCAUAUGUUUCUGUUUCAUAAAGAAAAAUUGUAACGAAGCACAAGAUUGGAAGCAACACUCUGUGGUUCAGUGAUGGCUUUCACACUAGACAGGUGUGAAGAUAACAUGGUGUUCACUAUGGAGUCUCAGAAGUCAGUCCCUGCUCCCUUCUUGACAAAGACAUACCAGCUUGUUGAUGAUCCUCACACUGACCACAUUGUGUCUUGGGGUGAUGAUGAAGCGACAUUUAUUGUGUGGAGGCCACCUGAGUUUGCUAGAGAUCUUCUUCCCAACUAUUUCAAGCACAACAACUUCUCUAGCUUUGUUAGGCAGCUAAACACCUAUGGUUUCAAGAAGAUAGUUGCUGAUAGGUGGGAGUUUGCAAAUGAAUACUUCAGAAAAGGAGCUAAGCACCUUUUAUGUGAAAUCCACAGGAGAAAAACCCCACAUCACUAUCAACAAAACUACCAUGAAGUCCAACUCCAACCACCACAGUUUCUUCAGCCAGCUGAUGAAAGUUUCUGUUGGAUUGAUAAUACUCCAUUACCAUCUCCUAAACCAGGCACUGAUAUCUUAACAGAACUUUCUGAGGACAAUCAAAGACUGAGGAGAAAGAACUUGAUGCUCUUAUCAGAACUCACUCACAUGAAGAAUCUGUACAAUGACAUCAUAUAUUUCAUCCAAAAUCAUGUGAGUCCUGCUCAACAAAGAAGUAGCAACAAUGCUAUCUUCAAAGUUGUGGAACUGGAUUCAUCAUCACCUCAAUCACCAAAUGUUAUCAUACCUACUAAGAGUUGUGCUAUGGAGAAGUCUUUCAUAACUUCUAGUGAGGACUCUAAUAAUUCUGUGAAGCUCUUUGGAGUUCCUCUUUGUGGAAAAAAGAGAUUGCACCAAAGUAACCUUGAUCAACAAGAAUAAAGAGCAUGAUGUUUGGAUGAACUUCCCUUUUCUUAGAAUCAAUUUUAGUACGUACAAUCUACUCACAGAAGCUUCUCCUCGUAAUUGAUUUUGACUUCACAAUCAAUUUUAGAAGGACUAAUUCGUAGUUAGUGCUUGCCAUGACUAUUAGCUUGUAUUAGACAGCUCUGGUUGUUUUUGUAGGCAUUUGAAGAGAAUUUUCUUGUCAUGUAUAGCAGAGGCUGAAGCUAAGAUUAAUCAGGCUUAGUUACUUAUUCAGAAUUCUCCAUUAGUUUAUCUAUUUCUGAAAAAAAGGCAAUUGUUUUGUUUG
Molecule: messenger RNA, 1354 nt
Organism: Lotus japonicus
Lineage: Eukaryota; Viridiplantae; Streptophyta; Magnoliopsida; Fabales; Fabaceae
Product: heat stress transcription factor B-4b-like
Exons: 2
Coding region: 220-1044 (274 amino acids)
Biological process (GO): regulation of transcription by RNA polymerase II
Cellular component (GO): nucleus
Molecular function (GO): DNA-binding transcription factor activity; RNA polymerase II cis-regulatory region sequence-specific DNA binding
Source: RefSeq, a predicted model, not a curated record